Messenger RNA from Closterium sp. Naga37s-1, 492 nucleotides. Lineage: Eukaryota; Viridiplantae; Streptophyta; Zygnematophyceae; Desmidiales; Closteriaceae. The record is from the annotation of a GenBank genome assembly.
AUGCACUCUCUCUUUGCCCCCAUCGACCAAUCAGACGACCUCUCCGACACCUCCACCAAGCACGUCGCGCCAGCCGACCCCUCCUCUGCCUCCUCUCUCGCCCCCUCAACUCCUCCACGCCCCAAAUCCCCGCAACUCCGCUCCAAAGCCGCGCUCGCCCUCGCCAAGCCCGAGGACGCCGCCGCUUUGCUAAAAGAAAUGCUUAGCGGGCGGGAGGUGAUGGUGGUGGAUGACAACGCGGUGAACCGGAUGGUGGCGAGGAAGACUCUUCAGGGGCUGGGGGCGAAAGUGGAGCUUGUAGAGAGCGGGGAGAAGGCUCUGGAGAGACUGAGUGCUCCAAAUGCGUUUACUGUGUUGCUGAUCGACCUGCACAUGCCCCCUGGCAUUGACGGGUGCUCAGCCAUCAUUUGCUCUCUUUUUGAGACGUCUCAAAAACAGGUGCUCAGCCAUCAUUUGCUCUCCCCUCCUCUGGUCUCGCCUCUCCCGCCUUAG